Molecule: messenger RNA, 4082 nt
Organism: Cyclopterus lumpus (lumpfish)
Lineage: Eukaryota; Metazoa; Chordata; Actinopteri; Perciformes; Cyclopteridae
Gene: scaf4a
Product: SR-related CTD-associated factor 4a
Exons: 19
Coding region: 126-3461 (1111 amino acids)
Biological process (GO): negative regulation of termination of RNA polymerase II transcription, poly(A)-coupled
Cellular component (GO): nucleus
Molecular function (GO): RNA polymerase II C-terminal domain phosphoserine binding; RNA binding
Source: RefSeq, a predicted model, not a curated record
GAUGCUAGGCUAACUGUCGUUAGCCACCGGGAGCGGACAUGUUGUGCCGACCCAUCCUUGAAUAAACGUCGCUUUUUAGCCGGGAAUCGGGAGUUAGGAGGAAGACUCGGAAGCUUCGGGCAAACAUGGAUGCCGUCAACGCCUUUAACCACGAGUUAUUCUCGUUGAUAGACUCCAAGCCCCCAAUCUCUCGGGCAAAGAUGAUCUCCAUCACCAAAUCGGCCAUCAAAGCUAUGAAACUCUACAAACAUGUGGUCCAGAUUGUGGAGAAGUUUAUCAAAAAGUGUAAGUCUGAGUACAAGAUAGCGGGCCUGUAUGUGGUGGAUUCCAUUGUUCGGCAGUCCAGACACCAGUUUGGAUCAGACAAGGACGUGUUUGGCCCAAGGUUCACCAAAAAUAUUACAGGAACCUUUGAGAACCUCUGCCUUUGCCCAGUGGAGGACAGGAGUAAGAUCGUGCGGGUGUUGAACUUGUGGCAGAAGAAUGGUGUGUUCAAGAUUGAGGUUAUUCAGCCCCUCCUGGACAUGGCAGCUGGCUCUAGCAGUGCUGCUGCACCCUACACAGGCUCAGAUGAUCCAGGUUCUUCCCCACCUUCAGCCAAAGAGCCAGUUACUGGGGUAAUGGAAAAUUCCACCAUUACAUCCACUGCUCAGCUGCAAAACUCUGAUGCCUUUGCUGCUGUGGCGCAGCUCUUCCAGUCCCAGCAGGGUCAGCAGCUUCAACAGAUGCUCCAGAACUUCCAGCAGCAGCCUGAGAAGCCUGACACCAAUACUCAGCCUCCAGUCCAUACCAGUCAAACACAGGCCCAAAACGUUACCACGGGCCUGGCCAUAGUCGACCCGCAACCGCCUCUUCUCACCCAAGCUGCCCAAGCUGCCCAAGCUGCCCAAGCCGCCCAAGCCGCCCAAGCCGCCCAGCAGAAGACAGCCUUUGACAAGGUGGAAAAACUGCUGGACCGUUUUGACUAUGAUGAUGAACCAGAAGUUGGAGAAGAAACAAAGAAGGAUGAAUCACAUGCCUCUUUUAUGCAGCAGCAGCCUCCAGCCUUCCAACAGCACUUUAAACCGCCGAUGAUUAACAUGUUGCAAGACCUCUCACAACAGGUCCCUCUGCCUCCUAAUGGCCAGCUCCAAGCCUAUGGUUUACAGCCAGGACAAAGCUUCCCAGUUAUGAUGCCUCCUUUGGGCCAUGCUUUGCCAGGGCAGCCCCUCCCUGGUUCUACUGGGCCUCCAGGCUUCCCAGGGCUAUACCCUCCCCACAAUGCGGCCCAGCAACAACAGGAUUUGUCAAUUGAUAUGGACCAUUCAUCGACAAGGGAUGGCAGACAUGGCCGACGAUCACACUCAGGCUCCAGGUCUCCAAAGCGGAGGAGGUCACGAUCUAAUUCCCGCACACGACGAUCCAGGCACAGGCGAUCCCGCUCCCGCUCCAGAGACCGGCGUCACCAUUCCCCACGUGCUCGCUCGCUGGAGCGCAGGGAGAGAGAGAAGGAGAGAGAGCGGCGACAGAAAGGCCUUCCAGCACCCAAGAUCGAGACAUUAAGCAUUUGCAGUACAACUCUCUGGGUGGGCCAGUUGGACAAGAGAACACAACAGCAAGAUGUUGCCUCUUUACUGGAAGAGUUUGGGCAGAUAGAUUCCAUCAAUAUGAUCCCUCCACGUGGCUGUGCCUAUAUUGUCAUGAUACAUAGGCAAGAUGCCUUCAAGGCUCUGCAGAAGCUUAGUCGAGGAUCUCACAAAGUGAAUCAGAAAUCUAUCAAGAUUGCUUGGGCUUUAAACAAGGGCAUAAAGGCUGAGUUUAAACAGUACUGGAAUGUGGAGCUCGGUGUCACCUACAUACCUUGGUCUAAAAUCAGAGAGGCUCAGUUGGAGGAGCUCAAAGAAGGAGGCGUCCUGGAUGUAGACACCUUAUCACCAGAGUGGAGUGGAGUGCAGAAGACUCUUGGCCUCCAGGAGGAACUCACCCACAACGGCCGUUCAGAGCUACAGCAGCCAGAGGAAACACAAGUGUUACCUCUGGUUGCUGUAGCUGCUCCUCCUGCACAGGUUCCUCCAAUGCAGCCGCCAAUGGUUGGUGUGGGUUCUCUCCAGCCUCCGGGUUUUCCUGGUCCUAUGGGCAUGCCUCCGCCUUCCUUCCCCCCAGGCAUCCCCCCUCCUCCUUUCAUCAGACCUGGCUUCAACCCCAUGCAGAUGCCUCCAGGUUUCCCUCCCCCAGGUGCCAUGCCUCUUGGGCCACCACCUCUUUCCAAAGGGGGAGUGGAAGACUCGCCGAAUGACGAUAUCCUGGAGGGUCCCAGCAUCUUCAACAACCAGAUGGGACUUAUGGGUAACCAGCUAGUAAGACCUCCAGGUUCCCUCCCCGGUGCUCCUCCUGGAAACAUCCAACCCCCUCCUUGUGGUCUGCUUGGCGCCCGGCCCGGUAUAAUCCCACUCCAGCGUCCUCCGGUUCCCCCCCCAACACACAUGCAGCGUUUCCCUCCACCCCUCGGGCCACGACCCCCUCACCCCAACAUGCCACCUAUGCUCCCGCAGAUGAUUGCUAGAGCCCCACACCCUCAAAUGAUGCACCAUGACCCCACUCCACUUAAAGGAGGCUUUGGAAUGAUAUCUCCCCACAAUAUGAGGGCUCCUUUCCCUCCGCAUGGGCAGGGUCCUCCUCCUCAAGGUCCUCCUCCUUUUAUCAGACCAGGGGGGCCUCGUGGCCUGGAAGGGCCGGAAGAAAUGGAUGGCAGACAAUUCAGGGGAGACAGGCCUGGAUUCAGGGACAGAGAGCCGGACUGGGAUCGAGACAGGGAUAGAGAGAGGGACCGAGGUUUUGGAGGUGGAAGGCGUCCAUUUGGUGAUGGAGGGAGGGGUGGAGGUGGAGAUAGAAUGGAUGGGAGGGACCGACUCGGAGGCUGGCAAGAAGAUGGAGCAGGUCACCGUGGAGGAGGAUGGGAGAGAGACAGAGAUCGGGACCGAGAUCGGGAGAGAGAUCAGGUUAGAGACAGGCGGGACUGGAAGGAAAGGCGAAACAGCCUGGAUAGUGACAGGGAGCGAGGGAGGAGUGAUGAUGGGGAUAGGGAUCGAGGAAGAGGUGAGGGAGGAGAAAGGGGAAAGGUAGAAGGAGGGAGUCGAGAAAGAGGGAAAGGAGCUGAAGGAAAAGAAGGGGACAGGCCAAGGCGGUCAGACAGGCGAGAGAGGACCACGCGUUGGGACAGGGAUGAUCGAUUGGCUGAACUGGAAACCAUUGAAACAUUUCGGACCCCUAACGCAACAGAGGAAACUCCUGUGACUCCUGUUGUAACAACUAUGGAAACCAGUAAAGAACCAAGUGUGGAAGCUUCUGAAAAGAAGGCAGAUUCUGAACUUUUAGCUCCGUCUCCAGAGGUAACAACUGCUGCAGGAGAGCAGAUGCCCUCGGUGCCCUCACCCUCAGCUCAAAGUGAGCCCACAGAAACAACACAGGAAGCUGCAGCAUAGACUGGCUCACUGCUCCUUCAGUCAGAGACUGCUGUGAACCACUGAAUUCAUUUUUUAUUUUUUUUAAAGGUGUUUUUCACAAUGAUAGUCAGCCUCAACUCUUGGCAUAAUAAUUCUAGCGCGUCACAGUUUGCCAGUUGGUAAUUGACCGUUUGACCGUAACAACAAACAUCUCCCACACGUGUGUCAAAUGUGUAAAAUGGUUGUUUUCAGACUGACUGGCUUAUUGUCAAAUGUGGCUUUACGUCUGCUUCUGGAACCACAUUACCACAUACAAAUCUGUUUGGUAAAAAUUACUGUAGUUAAAUAUUGGCUGUCAACUGUUUUUCCCCCCUGUAAGAUGAAAGAAUGAACGGAGUGCUUGCAUGUUAUCAUGGCUCUGUCCAUUUUAGGUUAAUUUGAGCGUAGCUUUUUAUGUUUUUACUCAAGUUGGUUUGCAGACGGAGGAAACAUAACUUCUAUGACACACAUUAAUUGUUUACUUCAUUGCCUUAUCUGUGUGAUAGCAGGCACUCACUCCUCAAAAAAUACUUUUUAAAAAAUCUGCCAAAAUGUCAUGUCAAACACUGAAUAUCUUCUUCUCAAACAACUGUUAUGAUAAUACAAGCACCAUUUACUUUC